AUGCCUUUAUCUGGAGUUUGCAAGUGGUUCGAUUCGACCAAGGGGUUUGGAUUUAUUACCCCAGAUGACGGAUCUGAAGAUAUCUUUGUGCACCAGCAAAACAUCAAAGUUGAAGGAUUCAGAUCCUUAGCACAAGAUGAAAGAGUAGAGUACGAAAUUGAGACUGAUGAUAAAGGCCGUCGUAAGGCUGUCAAUGUCUCUGGUCCAAACGGUGUUCCAGUCAAAGGUGACAGACGUAGAGGUAGGGGCAGAGGGAGAGGCAGAGGAAUGAGAGGACGUGGCCGUGGAGGUAGAGGGCGUGGGUUCUACCAGAAUCAAAAUCAAUCUCAGCCACAGUCUCAGCAACAGCCAGCUUCGACUCAGGCCCAGCCAGCUACCCACUAA
Molecule: messenger RNA, 384 nt
Organism: Cryptosporidium ubiquitum
Lineage: Eukaryota; Apicomplexa; Conoidasida; Eucoccidiorida; Cryptosporidiidae
Product: cold shock RNA binding domain-containing protein
Exons: 1
Coding region: 1-384 (127 amino acids)
Molecular function (GO): nucleic acid binding
Source: RefSeq, a predicted model, not a curated record